Messenger RNA from Rhodotorula toruloides NP11, 675 nucleotides. RefSeq lists its product as uncharacterized. The record is from RefSeq and is a predicted model, not a curated record. The transcript is spliced from 3 exons. The coding region runs from base 1 to 675 and encodes 224 amino acids. NCBI's taxonomy places the organism in Eukaryota, Fungi, Basidiomycota, Microbotryomycetes, Sporidiobolales, Sporidiobolaceae.
AUGCUACAUUGUCUCGCACGCCUGCGCGCCGCCUCCCUCGUCCUGAUCGCAACCCUCACACCCCUCGCACUCGCAAACACCGAAAUCCUCGUCUCACGCCUGCCUUUCGAGCUUGCGGAUCUCCCAAAUGCUACUUAUAGCGCACAAGUUUCUCCCCACAUCCUCGAAGUCAACUCGCCGCAGACGCUCUCUGUCCGCCUGAACGAGGGUCAAAAGUCUCCAAAACAGCUAUUCAUACCGCUCGAUGGUGCUGGGACGGUGCGAACGGGCCUGCUUGGCCUCCUGGACAGGUUCGAACGGGCAAUGGGGCUGGAUAUGCGGACUGUGAGACUGUCGUGGCCUGCUUCGCAUCCGACCACCUUCCACCUCUCAACCCACCGCGCUCCCUCAUCCUCGCCUCACCCUUCCCUCCCUCACCUGCUCAUCUCCGCAACUCCCUCCUGCAUCUCUCCCUCCCAACAUCACACCCUCAACGUCCCCUUCACGAUCCUCCUCGAACCGGUCCACUUCGGCGGCGUGCCAGAAUCGACGCUGCCGUUUGUUCUGGUGUUGAUUGGGUUGGUUGCGGUGGUGGGAGUGAGUGGAGUGGCGAAAGGAGUGGGGAGGUGGGUGGAGGAGCUCGGGAGGGCGGAUCGCAAGCUGGAUCUGGCGGGAGAAGAUGAGAAGGCGCAAUGA